Rhipicephalus microplus (southern cattle tick) is the source of this 3968-nucleotide messenger RNA. It is a transcript of the gene sea, whose product is annotated as mitochondrial citrate transporter scheggia. The record is from RefSeq and is a predicted model, not a curated record. Gene Ontology annotation, molecular function: citrate secondary active transmembrane transporter activity. Gene Ontology annotation, cellular component: mitochondrion. Lineage: Eukaryota; Metazoa; Arthropoda; Arachnida; Ixodida; Ixodidae. Gene Ontology annotation, biological process: mitochondrial citrate transmembrane transport.
UUGGUUCGUUCUGGGGGCUCGUCCUUCGGCUGAUCGCGGCGCAGCACCCGCAGCGGCAAUCCACCUAAAGCGCUCGCGUGAGUUGUGGGGGUUGUGUCCGCCGUGCGUGUGUUGUGUGUGUGCGUGGUGUAGGGCCCGCCGGUCGGAGGAUCCGAAAAAACGGUGGUUGUCGAAGGAUGGACAAGGACGGAGCCAAGUUUCGGAGCCCGUUCGGAAGGCCGCACAUGGCCACGAGCGGAGCCGCUCUGGCAGCAUCGUCGUUCCUGCCGUCCCAGAAGACAACCAAAGGAAUUGUGGCCGGUGGCAUCACAGGUGGCAUAGAAAUCUGCAUCACUUUUCCCACCGAGUACGUGAAGACGCAGCUGCAACUGGAUGAACGGUCAGCAAAGCCUCGGUACAAUGGCAUUGCAGAUGUCGUGCGCCAGACGGUGCGAUCGCACGGCGUCACUGGUCUCUACCGGGGGCUUAGCGUGCUCGUCUAUGGAUCUGUGCCAAAGUCGGCAGUCAGGUUUGGGGCGUUUGAAGCCCUGAAGAAGCGCAGCGUCGAUUCGCGGGGCAACCUCUCUCCGCAAAUGCGGCUGCUGUGCGGACUGGGUGCGGGCGUUUCGGAGGCCAUCCUGGCUGUCACGCCGAUGGAGACUGUCAAAGUCAAGUUCAUCAAUGAUCAGGCCUCCCCCAACCCUAAGUACAAGGGAUUCUUCCACGGCGUGCGCGAGAUUGUCCGCACUGAGGGCAUCAAGGGCACUUACCAGGGGCUCACAGCCACCAUCAUGAAGCAGGGCAGCAACCAGGCCAUUCGCUUCUUCGUCAUGGAGACGCUCAAGGACUGGUACCGGGGUGGGGAUCCCACAAAGCCGGUCAACAAGCUGGUGGUGGGCAUGUUCGGUGCUGUUGCCGGCGCUGCCUCUGUCUUUGGCAACACUCCCAUCGAUGUGGUCAAGACACGCAUGCAGGGCCUGGAUGCACACAAGUACAAGAAUACAUUUGACUGCAUGCUACAGAUUGCAAAGAAUGAGGGCUUUCCUGCCUUCUACAAGGGCACGAUUCCACGUCUGAGCCGCGUCUGCCUCGAUGUAGCCAUCACGUUCAUGAUCUACGAUUCAUUCAUGGACCUCUUCAACAAGAUCUGGAAGACGAGUUAAGCAGUCCCUCUCGAGCACUCAACUUGAACCUGGCCGACAUGGCAGUUCUGAACCCUCAGUGUGGCUUCUAGUGAUGUGUGGUGUUCUUUUACCCCCGGUGAUGCUCACAGGAACAUGCUUUUGGGAAGAUGUUUUAUUGCUUUAAGUGGUUGGUUGUCAGUUGGACAUUUCCAAGUUUAUUAUGGAACGUGAGUGUAGUGUUGCUGUUAGGACGGUGAUUUUUUUUUAUUUCCUGCUUUCAUAUUUUUUUUUUCUGUUAAGCGUGCAAACAUACCGUGAUUAUCUAUUGCAUCGCGAGGGCCAGUCUAACCAGGCAAAAUAUUUGGGCUGCGACGUUGUUAGUGAGGUUUUGGCUUGGGUUCCAAGGACUCAUUGUGCAUUGUGUUUGCUGAAGCUGGAAAAUGAAACUUUUCAGUAUUUCUCACAUACAGUUUUGUUGCAGUUACUAUUUUAACCUGGUCUUGUGGAGCAAACCUUGUACACACCAUUUGUCAUGUAUGCAGCAUAAAGCAGCAUGACAGAAUAAUGGCAUACACUAUAAUUUGAAUUUUUGCAUCAUUGUCACAUCAUCGCAGUGGCCGAUGCAUUUGUGAGAGGAGCUGAUACCAUUCCCAUUAGAUCUAUUAAAAGUUGAUGAAUAAUCUGUGUAUCUGAAUAAUGGUUUUAAAGAUCAUAUCAAGACAUCACUUGGGCAUUUGACACCUGAAAAAAAAAAAAGGAAUUUCGUGUCUUUACUAUUUUCCAAGAAAGUGAAGGCACUACUGCCAAAUUUGCAUAUGUGUUGCAUGUACGAGAAUGUUUUUUUUUGCUACAUCUAGGAAAUUUCGGAAGUUGUCUUGGCGCACAGGGUGCCCAUGUCUUUGUUCUUAUUAUGCUUUUUCUGGAGAAUUGGAACUUUUUAGGUUUUCUUCUUUCGAGACUGUUCCACGUAGUCAUUGCUUGUGGCAGCUUGAGCAGUUGUGAGCGACUGUGACCACCACUAUAAUUUCGGUUGCUCUCUUACUAUGGUUGCGAUUAUUGUUUCAAUAUCUCCAUUUAGUAGUGAGCACCUGUAUUUGGUCAUUCUGGGACCAUGGUUCAUACUUAUAACUUGUGGCCUUCAUUUAUUGCAUUUUGAAGUAGGAUUGGACUUCUCUCUCACAACAUUACUUCAUUCAGAUAAGCCAUAUGACUGCAUGGCUUUUUGUUUACUCUUCUGUUGCAAUCAUUGUUGUCUUGUUCAUUUUUUAUGUUUUGGCCUUUUUACAAACUAAUUUAUCAUAUUGUUACAUAUUCUGGGAACAGUUUUCUCUCUUCUUUUUUUAAUGAUUUGCUAUAAAGCUUUGUGGCAUACAUUCCAGCUGGAACGGCAUGACUUGCGAACCUACAGACCUUGUCAUUCAGCUAAGGUGUACUAUGCUACUUUAGCUAUCUUGCAUUAGUAUACCUUGUGGCAGACCCUCAAUAAUUCCAACUUGGAUUAACUUAAUGCAGACUGACUUAAAAUUUUUCGGUUGGCCCUUUAUGUUCUCACUGUAGUUUCUGAAAUCAAACUGCUCCUGAGCAUAAUUCAGGUAAAGGGGAAUGCUACUUGAAAAAUACAGGUCUUUUUUUUUUUUUUUCAAAAUUACUUUUUUUUUUACUUAACCCUGAAGGUUUAGUUUCUCUACUUUCAUGGCGAGAAAUCAAGGUGGAAACUGAAAUUUAAGCAGGUCAAUAUAGUCUUCAAGGAGCACAAGUUGGCUAUUAAAAGCUAUGUAGAGCUCAUUGUAUCCUGGAAAUAAUCACCUUGCCAUUGCAUUUCGCUUGAGGAGUAAACCUGAGCAACAUGCUUAAAAUGACCAUGAUUCCAAAGCUCUCAUGAUAGAAGAAAUUAUCUUAAAAAGCAAAUCUUUGCUUCCUAGGUGAGCUUUCAUUUGUACGUUUAAAAUUUUCUUUUUUGAAGACACCAUAUCGGGCAACUGCUUGAGUUUGGACAUUGUGUUUUUGGUACUUCUGAUGAACAGAUUGGUACGCAGUUUUUUCCAUCUAUUUGUUAAUAUGUUAAGAGUGGUUAUUUCCUUCAAAACCUGAUAUCACUAAUAUAAGUAAUACAAACUUAAUGGGCUGAUGAUUUUAAGACUUUUUACGUCGCAAUUUUUCUUCAUUAAAAUGUCUUAUACACUCCUUCCUGUUACUUAUUUGCAUUCUACAGUAAAGGUGGAGCAAUAUGACCCCCUAAAGACCUCUGACAACAAAAGUUUUGCUUGCGACUUUUUUACUGUUAUUUGUAGCAUUGUGUGUGCUAAUACCGAAAGUGAAUAAUAAAUGCUCUAAUACAUCAAAUAAUUAAGGCUAGUAUCAUUAACAGAGAGCAAUUUUAUGUCAAUUUUAAACAACCACAUACAUAUCAUAAACUAAUGCAUGUAGGGCAUCUGAGACUACGUGCACUCAUGCAAGGCCUUCGAGAGGGCGAGCAUGCAGCGCGUUUCUCUCAGGCUGUCCCAAUCGCGCGAAGGGAGCGCGUUUCCAGAGGCGGACAUGGCCUACUCUUUUCUCGGCUCUGCGGCGCUCUCACAGGGGAUCGGAAAAGCUGCCGCACUGUUAUGCAGCUUGCAUGUAGCGAGCACAAAUUAGUUUAGCACUUUUAUAUAACAUCGCGCUCAUUUGUAAAUGUUAGCUCGAGGUGUACAAGAGGCAAAGUCAAUUCUGGGGCGUAUAUAUUCUGAAAUGAGCUUUUUUGCUGCAGAUUUGUGCUACCCAUAUUUGAGUACUUAUAAUUGCGAUGCCUCAGCAAGGAGAUCCGCAUGUGCUGGAAACAUACUUUACUUUACUUUGAUUGAUUGAUUGAUUUGUGGGAUUUAACAU